GAGUCGAGGGAUGACGCCGCGGAGCCCCGGAUGUUGGUGGUGCCCGCUGCCCCAAGCGCCGCGGGCGGAAGUGGGUGACGGGAGUGGGUUUCUUCCCGCAGGGGCCGCUCCUGACCCGUCAGGUAGCGAUGGGCACUGCGCUGGACAUCAAGAUCAAGCGGGCCAACAAGGUGUACCGCUGCGGGAAGCAGCGGGUGGCCUAUGGAAUGGAGACUGCAUGGAGUGGAACAGCUCCAAGAGAGCAGGAAACUGGACAAAACAGAUAAAGUUGUGUGGAUGAAGUCUGAGGAAUCUCAGCCUGUGCUUCUAGGUCCUAAUAGACCAAACAAGUGGAAAUUCUUUCUGGAGUCGUGGUGAUAACGAGUAAAGACACAGUCCAGCACCAAGGCAUCUCAUUGACAAUGGAAGGAUCUGUAAAUCUGCAGCUUAGUGCCAAAAGUGUGGGUGUGUUCGAAGCUUUCUAUAAUUCUGUCAAGCCUAUUCAAAUUAUUAACAGCACUAUUGAGAUGGUAAAACCAGGGAAGCUUCCCAGUGGCAAGACAGAAAUUCCUUUUGAAUUUCCAUUGCACGUGAAGGGCAACAAAGUUCUGUAUGAGACAUAUCAUGGUGUCUUUGUUAAUAUUCAGUAUACCCUGCGGUGUGAUAUGCGACGUUCUCUGCUGGCAAAAGACCUAACUAAGACUUGUGAAUUCAUUGUCCACUCACUGUCACAGAAAGGGAAACUGACGCCAAGCCCAGUAGACUUCACAAUUACUCCUGAAACCUUGCAGAAUGUUAAAGAGAGAGCAUCACUUCCAAAAUUUCUCAUCAGAGGCCAUCUCAGUUCUACAAACUGUGUCAUUACGCAGCCACUAACAGGGGAGCUGGUAGUGGAGAGUGCAGAAGCUGCAGUCAAAAGUAUUGAGCUGCAGUUAGUGCGUGUGGAAACCUGUGGGUGUGCGGAAGGUUAUGCCAGAGAUGCCACAGAGAUACAGAAUAUUCAGAUUGCUGAUGGGGACGUCUGCAGAGGCCUACCAAUUCCUAUAUACAUGGUGUUUCCCAGGUUGUUCACUUGCCCUACCCUGGAAACAACAAACUUCAAAGUGGAGUUUGAAGUGAACAUUGUUGUCCUGCUGCAUGAUGAUCAUCUAAUCACAGAGAACUUCCCCCUGAAGCUCUGCAGGAUGUAAAUAGCCAGAGGAAGAAUCACUUAAGGAGUCACUGGAGAAGGAUGAAAUAAUUCAGAGACAAAAUGAGAUUUUAUCUUAUCUUGUGUUAUUUGAAGUGAAAACUUAUCACUUCCUUCUUCCUGACGGUGGUUCUUGGGCUUUCAGUCUUUAAUUCUUCCCAACGCCUGUGCCUGUCUUACGAUAACCUACAUGGAUUAACGGUCUCAAGAGCCCUGUCAAGUGUUUGAUUUCAGCAGACAGAUUUUCUGCAAUUUUUUUCUCAGCCAGACUGUCAAUGAUUUUUUUGCAUAUUUUCACAAGUUAUAGAAAUAUGUAAAGUAAGUUUUUUCUGCUUAAUUCAUAAUGUAACACUUGUUCCAAAGUCCUUCAAAGACCUCUUAAAUGGAGUCAGUGCUGUUAUAUAUGGUGUAUAUAUAUUUGAGGAGGGGACAGGACUGGGAUAUCUGUGGAAGUAUAAUAAAUGGUGCUACCACAACGCACAAUGUCACAGGAUGAAUAUUGCAAGAUGGCUGAAUUAAGAGAUGCGAAAUGAGUAAUGAUGUGAAAUAACAUCAAGUGUAUUUUGGUCAAAUUAGGAAUGAGUCUGCCUUGAAGGAGUGCUUAGAAGUGAAGUUACUGCUUCACAUAUAACUUCUCCCUGGUCAUUCCCUGGAAUGCCCUUGCUUUACCUUUGCUAUUUGUGUAAAAUAGUUCCUAGAAAGAUCAGUCAGAAGUUUUUAGCUUCAAACUGUACUUAUUCUGGGCAUUUUAACAUCUUUCUUCUUUACUAGACUUGUACAGCUCAGCUCUGAUGUGAAAAAGGAAUGACUGACUUGACAGACAGCAGCACUGCAUUGUUGCAGUGUAGACUACACCAAGUACUGGAGAAAGUGCCUAAAAUACCUUUAUGCUGUGGCACUUUGUGCCCAUAGAAGACUAUUAUUCAUGAUGUGAGCAACCAUUCCAGGGGAGUUAGGCCAUUUGCUGCUUAAACAGGUGGGUUAAUGUUGCCAUUUAUCAAUAUAAAAGUACAAAUACAAACAUCAGAAAAGAAUUUGUGAAAAUAAAUAUACAACUUCACAUGAAGAAAUACAUUAAGUCUUUGUAAUCAUAAAUCUUAAAGGUUCAUAUAAACUGGCAAAGUAGGAACUAGAUGGGAAAAACCAUUCUGUAAGAAAUAACCUUCCCCAGGUGAACAGGUAAUGGAUUUUGAUGUUAUCUGAAGUUGACAGAACAGCUGCAAUUUUGUGUGGGAUGGAGGCAGGCUAAAUAUAUAGGGCAUUACAUCGAGUAUAAAGAUGAUAACCUAAAACGAAUUAGAAAGAAAACUGCCAAAAUCAACUUCCUGUAGCUUUUUUCCAGCAGCACUGCUAAGCAGGAAUAUGUAGUUCUGAGUUCGGCUGUGGUUUGGUAUCAGCUGUGCUUCAGGAGUAAGCAUUUGACAUUGUUAUAAUGUCUUACAUUUAUUAAAAAAAAAGAACAAAAAACCUUUACUGUUCUUUAUCCCCUCUCCUGUCUCCCUCCCCCCUCAUUUACUAGAAAUAAACACUUUUUUAAGAUCAGGAA
This is a messenger RNA of Gallus gallus (chicken), 2714 nucleotides long. It is a transcript of the gene DSCR3, whose product is annotated as DSCR3 arrestin fold containing. NCBI's taxonomy places the organism in Eukaryota, Metazoa, Chordata, Aves, Galliformes, Phasianidae. The transcript has 9 exons. Gene Ontology annotation, biological process: intracellular protein transport. Gene Ontology annotation, cellular component: endosome. Bases 402 to 1169 code for a protein of 255 amino acids. The record is from RefSeq and is a predicted model, not a curated record.